This is a messenger RNA of Arvicola amphibius (Eurasian water vole), 2014 nucleotides long. RefSeq names its product tetraspanin 18 (gene Tspan18). Lineage: Eukaryota; Metazoa; Chordata; Mammalia; Rodentia; Cricetidae. The record is from RefSeq and is a predicted model, not a curated record. The coding region runs from base 586 to 1332 and encodes 248 amino acids. The transcript has 11 exons. Gene Ontology annotation, cellular component: membrane.
GCGGCUGCAGCUGCCGCCGGCGUCUCAGGGGCUGCUAGCUGCAGGCGGACGCCGCGCCAGGCUAUCCCGAAGCCCAGCUGCGCCAGGCCUCCCGGCCCCGGCCCCCAACGGGCGUCGCCGCUUCUCGUCGCCUUGACGCCUAGCCCAACGCCACCGUGCAGGAUUGCCGGCGCCCCGCAAGUUGCUAGCGCACUCUGCGCCCGGGGAAACUUUCCCCCGCGUCCGGGCCUCUGCCAGGUUGUGGCAUCAGGAUGGAGCUCAGAGGACAGGAGAAAGGUACUCGUUCCUCGUCACACUCCUUUAUUCUGACCACUGGAGAAGCUCCUGACCAGCAAGGAAGGAAUAUUGUCUGACACACAGCAACAACCCAGACAGGUAGACACCUGCUGGACAGCCUGCAGUCUGCAGAAAGCCGCCCCCCCCCCAUACUGCAGGUGAACUCCUUGGUGUGCAAUCUAAACACAGACACAGGCUUUGCAGCUCCGCUGACCAGGGCAAGCUGGGCUGCUGUGAGGCACACCUAAGACCCUCUGACUAAGAGACUUCAUCCUGCUGGUUCCUGGAGAGCUGCCCAGGUGGAACACCAUGGAAGGCGACUGUCUGAGCUGCAUGAAGUAUCUGAUGUUUGUUUUCAAUUUCUUCAUAUUUCUGGGAGGAGCCUGCCUGCUGGGCGUAGGCAUCUGGGUCCUCGUGGAUCCGACUGGCUUCCGGGAGAUUGUGGCUACCAACCCCCUGUUGACCACGGGUGCCUACAUCGUCCUGGCCAUGGGAGGCCUGCUGUUUCUUCUGGGCUUCCUGGGCUGCUGCGGUGCUGUCCGAGAGAACAGGUGUCUGCUGCUGUUUUUUUUCAUCUUUAUCCUGGUCAUCUUCCUGGUAGAGCUCUCAGCAGCCAUCCUGGCCUUCAUCUUCAGGGAGCACCUCACCCGUGAGUUCUUCACCAGGGAGCUCACCAAGCACUACCAGGGCAACAAUGACACGGAUGUGUUCUCUGCCACCUGGAAUUCGGUCAUGAUCACAUUUGGCUGCUGUGGGGUCAAUGGGCCCGAAGAUUUCAAGAUGGCCUCCGUGUUUCGGCUGCUGACACUGGACAGUGAAGAGGUGCCCAAGGCCUGCUGCAGGAGGGAACCCCAGACUCGUGAUGGGGUACUGUUGAGCAGGGAGGAGUGCCAGCUGGGGAGGAGUCCAUUCAUAAACAAACAGGGCUGUUACACGGUGAUUCUCAACACCUUUGAAACCUACGUCUACCUGGCUGGGGCCUUUGCCAUUGGGGUGCUGGCUAUUGAGCUUUUCCUCAUGAUCUUUGCCAUGUGUCUCUUCCGGGGCAUCCAGUAGGCGAUGGUCUGAAGAUACCCAGCCUGCCACUGCCCAGUAGCCAGCCCUCCCCUCCCUGUCCUCUGGCCCCAGGGGAGGAGGCAAGGCCAGCCUGGAAGGCCAGGAACAUAGAGCUAAUUUUUUUAAAAACAAAACAAAACAAAGACAGAUGUGAACUGAAGAGCCUCACCUUGUCUCCAAGGCAAGAGCCAUGAACUAGUCAAGGACCUAGGGCUGGCCUGGGACCAGCUAAGACCAAAGGAUUAUCAGCCUCAGAGCCCCCAGGCCCUGUCAGACUGGACUGUCCCCUGGUCUGGGUCCCCUCUCUUAGCAUUUCCAGGAUCUGAGCAACCAGAAGACAGAAACAGACCCUGGAGGAUGAGCCAGACUCUUUUCACAAGGACAGAAUCUGCAGCACCACCUGCUGGACGGUGAAGCUGUCCCAGCUCCUGCCUGGCUGAGGGUGGCUGUGUGUGGCACUGGAUCUGAUUUCCUCAUCUCUCGGAUCAAAGCCUCUCCGAGGGCCACAAAAGGGCAGUGACCUGUCCACAGUCACACAGCAUGUGCAUGACAAGGUCACCCCUGGGUUGCUCUUACUCCAGCCAGGACUCCAUCAGAUCUGCCUCAACAUCCCAAUGUAGACUGGCCAGCAACUGCCCACACCACGUUCUACAGCUGAGAAAAGUCCAUACUGUGUCCAGUC